AUGGCUGAUGUUAAAGAUUCAAAAUAUGAUUUAGGUUUAGAUAUGACCAUAGAUGAUCAAAAGAAAAUUGGAAAAUUCACGAAUUUACAUUAUAAGCAGUCCCUUUAUCAACAAAAAAUAAAAUUAAUGGAAGAAAAAAUUUCAAACAUUGAUUCUGCUAUAGACGAAGUUUCGCUUGUAUUCGAUCCUAAUGAUGUUAUGCUAGGCAUAGGUGACUGCUUUUUCUGCUUUGACACAGAAUAUGUAGAAGAAAGUUUAGAAAAAUCCAAAAAUGAAGAAAAAGUAAAUUUAAAUAAAUUAGAAUGUGAAUACAAAAAUAUAAUUGAUGAAAAACAAAAACUAAAAACUGAGUUAUAUGCAAAAUUUGGAAAUAGAAUUGAUCUUAAUUAA
Plasmodium berghei ANKA is the source of this 390-nucleotide messenger RNA. RefSeq names its product prefoldin subunit 4, putative. Gene Ontology annotation, cellular component: prefoldin complex; cytoplasm. Gene Ontology annotation, biological process: protein folding. The record is from RefSeq and is a predicted model, not a curated record. The transcript has 2 exons. NCBI's taxonomy places the organism in Eukaryota, Apicomplexa, Aconoidasida, Haemosporida, Plasmodiidae. The coding region runs from base 1 to 390 and encodes 129 amino acids.